Molecule: messenger RNA, 5745 nt
Organism: Trichophyton benhamiae CBS 112371
Lineage: Eukaryota; Fungi; Ascomycota; Eurotiomycetes; Onygenales; Arthrodermataceae
Exons: 11
Coding region: 1-5745 (1914 amino acids)
Biological process (GO): phosphatidylinositol-mediated signaling; phosphatidylinositol phosphate biosynthetic process
Cellular component (GO): cytoplasm; plasma membrane
Molecular function (GO): 1-phosphatidylinositol 4-kinase activity
Source: RefSeq, a predicted model, not a curated record
AUGGCAUCUGCGGCAGCUGGCUCUGUUCAGCGUGGUGACCAUGCUGCAAAACUUGCCUCUCUGCUGGCUGGGUACCUACCUACGCUCCAUACGCUCCGCAUCCAUUCGUCUCCCUUCCUACAUAUUUACAAACCCUCGCCGUGGGAAACCCUGACCCAUGAUGUUGUUACGGCGUUGCUUUCAUUGGGCUCUAGGCACAAGUCGCUGCAGGAUGACGUCCACGAAGCCAUUGACGAGUACUUGGAAAAUUGUCACCAGGCAACAGACCGCCUGCCGGCCGUUUUUGAUGCAGAUGGGUCAGGGAUACAGGUCGAGAGCCAUGAAUCUACGGAUGUGACUACUCUAAUGGUAUCGCUAGUGGGAUUUCUCCGGGCCUCGUCCAAGUUCCCCCAUUUUUGGGCACCACUGGAUCGCCUUGCUAUUGUAAAGCAGUUACACAUCAUUCUAUCAGAGAGGUUCCUGGUAGCUGUGGAGACCAUCUCUUCCGGCAUACGGAACUCUCGCUCUCCAGAUCCUUUGCUGCACGACUGGAGACGGUACACCCGCCAGUAUGCGGCUGAUGGACGGCCCCUUGGCUCCAUGCUGCUACAACAGGCCUUCAUGGGCUUUCUAAAGUCCUGCACAUCUCCUGUUGAAAAUGAUAAAGCCCCACCGCUGCCAGAUGAUACCCUUCUCUCCCGAUAUGCAGACAGUGGCUAUGUAGCUAAAUCCUCAGACCGCGGGAUGAUGAGUCUGGUAAAAUACGCUGCAGAAAUCGCGGGUGACCAGAUCAAUCUCCUCGAAGAAGGGUCGGAUUACCUACAAGUUAGCUCCACUUGGCAACAGCGCCUUGCAUUCUUGGUCAAGGCUUUGUCAAUAAUGUGCUCUAUCAACUGCAUCAUGGUUGACCAGGAUUCUGUGGAUCUAGACCUGCUCUUCACAUCCCUAGACAAUACCAUUUCAGAUCCAGACCAAAUGAUGAACAAGGACCUAGCUACUGUUGUCCUUAAGGCUGCUGUAAUUCUAGCAAGGCUAUCCCGAGGCAGUGCAAACGGGCUAACCCGCUCUCUUCUUCGCUUCAUUGUCCAAAAUGGCCAAAGCAGCCCUGUUGUCGCACUGGCUGCCCAAUGUUUGGCCCAGAACCUCCGGCUUCUUUCCCAAGAUACCGUCAUAGGCACCCUAUAUUCUCUCGGAAACGUCCUUAGCUCUGGGUCGGCAGCUGACAAGGCUGCCACUGCUCUAACUGCCGAGUCAGGCACUGGCUAUUCUCAUUCGAUAGAGACUCGUGCUCCCCCCACGAAUGAGAGCUUCUUAUCCCUUGCUAUUGAUGGAGAGGGUGAUACCUCUGUCACAGCUAGAAAUGUGGUACAUGCCAUUGUAACAAUCGCCACUUAUAGUGAAGAUAGCAAGAUUGUCGCCCUUGCACAGUCGAUUCUGGUGCAGAAGAUUGGCAAGGCGAAUGUCGUAGUCGAUGCAUAUAUUAUCCAGGAGACUGCAGCUCUUUCAUUGAAGAGUGAGCCUGCGGAGUUCCGUCUCUUGCUGAAGUUCUACUCUCGUCUACUGCGAGAUACUGUUGCUCAGGGGAAUAACCUCAUGCUGGAGGCGAUACACAAAGCAAGAAAUUACCUUGCAGCAAAUCUCGACCGAAAUAGUGAAGUGUUCAAGAUCUAUCUUGUGUUCCUCCUUGAGAGCUUAGUUAACCAGGGAGCUGCCGUCGAACGUGAAAAGGUCCAUCCAGAGGAUCUUGAGGCAACUGCUAAACAAAUCGCCCCAAUAUUGAAACCUCUUGCUAUACUACUAGCUAGGGCAGGUCGUCUAGAUCAGUUAGCCUCUGGAGUGUGUGACAAUGACGAUAUCACAGAUAUGCUCCGGGAUGCGUGGUUCAACAUUGCAGCCCAUGAUAUAUCACUUCACUCAGAGCUUGGAAAGGCGAACUACGAACAGCUACGUAUCCUCGCGGAACACUCUCCUCCGCUUGUCUCCGAGAACCGCGCUGAACUGCUCGAGAGUGACAUUGAGUUGAAUACAAUUCUAAGGCGUGGCCAGAGCCCUCAGACAACCGUUGAAAAGAAAAAGAACCUAACUGCCGAGCUGCCGGCACAAGAACAUGAUAUCCGACGCUUGAACUACCCCAAGGCACUCUUCCUCAAUGCAACGCUACUCAUAGAAACCCUCCGUGCUAAUUCUGGAGAUUGCACCAAAGUGUUCACCUACUUCCUCGACCCAACCUUGGGUGCCUCGGAAAUGGGCAAUUGCAUGAGAGCAAUUGCGGAUAAAGUUGUGACCGUCUACCUUGAGAAAACUCUCCGAAGCACAUCCGUGAAGUUCUCGGCCCCUUAUAUCGCCAAACAGCUAGCUGAUACUUUUACUGCUUGUUGCCAUCGUAUCGUCCAAGUCCAACAAACUGCUACAUUGGCUGCAAAUAAGAUAAUCAUGCAAUGCCCGUCAGCCCUUUGCCAGAAGCUCUCAUUGUUUACUCUGCUCGACUUAAUUACUUUGCUCUGGUCAUCGUGCAUGGACGAGGAAAUGGAUGAGUUUGCAUGGAACUCUACUUUCACUUCAAGCAGGCGGACGGUCCAGGUUGUUUUAUCAGACAAUUAUGAUUUUAGGAGGCGCACCUUGAAAAACCUCCAUAACUCAGCACGCACUUGGAUCUCAAAUGUUAUGAACAUCGCACCUUUAGAUAUCAAGGGGCUACUGCAGACGUACCUUUCUGAUUACGAUGAUGAUGGCGUGUACGGAAAUAUAAACAUGGGCCGUUCGUUAGCGCUUGAGAUGGGUUCGGCAAUACCCUUUGCCGACCAACGAUUAGGAUCGAUUGAUAACCCAGGCGGCACUGUUCUCAAUGUUGCUUCCGACUUCAUUUCUCAGUAUACUACUCGACAAGAGUACCGGUACUCUGAAGCUGCCCCAGCUCGCAGAGGAAAGUCUCCUCUAGCGAUAUCUUAUGGUCAAAGCACCACCGCCCGGGUGACUGAUUACCCUGACACUGUGCAGGAAGCUCUCGCAGCCCUCGAGCAUCAAAUUAGAACAGAGAAGCAUAUUUCUCUGGACCUUCCUCGACACAUUCUUCGCCGCGCCGCUGCUCUCUUGUGUAAUACGGAUGAUAGCCAUGCGACAAUUAUCGCUUACCUAGUCAGCAUUCCCUUCCAGAUAUUUACGAAGGAGUCCAUCAGGAUGGGAAUUGCUCUGUGGCUAGGAGUUAUCAAUGAAAAACCAGCUAUGGAAUCCAGAAUAUUGGUAGAAGUAGCGCAGGCAUGGGAACGUACUAUUCGUCGCAAGCAAGGAAUCUUCGAUCCGAACUUCAAACAUAAAAAUCCUUUUAUGAACAAGCUUGAAUCAUCCCCAUCGGAUAAAGAAGCGAUCGUCCGGCGUCACAAGAAAGCUCAGAACGUCAUAUCUCCUCAUUUCCUGGCUUUGCAGUUCCUAGAAAGCCAUUUCAGCGCAAGCAGGCUGGGCAGCUUGAAUACCCAGCAGGUGUUUAGACGCCUGGUCAGUGAGACAUUGAUUGCCUUGAGAGAUUCUACAGGCCACCCACUAGCUCGCGAGAUUCACUUCCACAUCGUCCUUUUCAGUCUCAAGGUGCUCCAUUCAUUCUCCGGACAGAGUAAUGUUAGUUCCUGGAAACUCAAAGAUCAAAUCCUCUCUGCUGCACUGAGCUGGUUCAGCCACUCUCCAAGGUGGUCGUUCGGAGGAAAUCGCUUGCAGCUCAAAGCUGAAGAUCAGGUCCUCCACGAUAUAGAGUCUAUGCUGGAGACAGUAUCUUGGAAAGAGGUAGUGGAUUCAAAGUCUCAUAAAUCGCUGCAAGCAAAGCACGACCUACUCCUCAUUCUGAUUGGAAAUGAGCGCUCUCGACUUAAAGUCUGGCUUUCUCCACUCGAUUUAGAAAAGAAAUCGUACUUCUUCUAUGGAACUGGUAACAAGACCGUCACCGAGGAGACUGUCGCGGGACUUCUUCGAUUGGCAUGGAAUGAGAACCCAAGCCUAGCACUUCAGCUAGGAUCACGGUUCCCAUCUGCUAAACUGCGAACUGAUAUCAGAUGGCUUCUACUUAACUUCCCUGAAAAGGCACUUAAGGAACCAAACGCUUUGGAGAUUCUACUUGGGUCAGCUCUUCCGGAGGAUGUCUCAUUCCAGCUCAAGUACCUCCUCUAUUGGGAGCCGAUCGAUCCGAUCUCAGCUGUCACUUAUCUGUUGCCAGCGUAUGGUAACCAUCCGUUUAUUUUGCAAUAUGCCCUUCGAUCCCUCGAGAGCUUCCCCGUCGAUGUUGGCCUUUUCUAUGUUCCACAGCUCGUGCAGGCUCUUCGCUAUGAUGCACUGGGAUAUAUAGAACGUUACCUUUCAAAUACAGCCCAGUUGUCACAGAUGUUCGCCCACCAAGUCAUCUGGAAUAUGAAAGCAAACGCCUACAAGGAUGAAGACUCUCAGAUUCCUGAUCCACUCAAACCUGUGCUGGAUAGAUUUAUGGACUCUGUUAUUGCCAGCUUCACGGACGAAGACAAAGAAUUCUAUGAGAGAGAAUUCGCGUUCUUCAACGAGAUCACCGGUAUUUCAGGCAAACUACGGCCAUACAUCAAACGUACCAAACAAGAGAAGAAAGAGAAGAUCACGGAGGAGCUGCGAAAGAUAAAGGUCGAGGUUGGCGUGUAUUUGCCAAGUAACCCAGAUGGGGUUGUUGUCGGCAUCGAUCGAAAGUCCGGAAAGCCCUUGCAGAGUCACGCAAAGGCGCCUUACAUGGCAACGUUCCGAAUCAAGAAGACGAGGAAUAUCGAAGACGGCAGCAACGCUGCUACUCCCGCCGAAGAGGCGGAUCACGAGGAAGCAAAUUUGCAGCUGUCCCAGGUUAAAGAAUCCGCUGUACAAAGCAAACGUGAGAGCCUAGCUGCGUCUCAAGCGGGAACAUAUGAGGUAUGGCAAUCUGCUAUAUUCAAAGUCGGAGACGACUGCCGUCAAGACGUCCUCGCACUUCAAAUGAUUGCUGCAUUCCGUGAAAUCUUUGCGAGCGUUGGAUUGGACGUCUUUGUCUUCCCAUACCGUGUUGUGGCCACCGCCCCUGGAUGCGGCGUGAUCGAUGUCUUACCCAACUCGAUAUCUCGAGACAUGCUGGGCCGUGAAGCUGUCAACGGUCUGUAUGAUUACUUCGUAUCGAAGUACGGAGGAGAGCAGUCGAUUAAAUUCCAAGAAGCCCGAAGCAACUUUGUGAAAAGCAUGGCUGCAUAUUCAGUUAUUUCAUACCUGUUGCAGUUCAAAGACCGACAUAACGGCAAUAUCAUGAUUGAUGACGCAGGCCAUAUCAUCCACAUCGACUUUGGGUUUUGCUUUGAUAUUGCGCCUGGCGGUGUACGGUUCGAGCGUGCUCCGUUCAAACUAACCACAGAGAUGAUUGCUGUCAUGGGAGGAUACCAUCCGUCUUCGUCAACGGCUGCCUCAGCCACAGCUUCUACAGCCACUACAUCCACCUCUCAUUCCGCAUCGUACAACAACUCUCAAUCAUACCGUUGGUUUGAAUCACUUGUGGUUAAAGCUUUCCUUGCUUCAAGACCUUAUACUAUGAAGCUCUCAAACAUCGUAACCCUCAUGCUGGACAGCGGUCUUCCAUGCUUCACGCCCCAUACGCUGACCAACUUCCGCGACCGAUUUGUCCUAGAGAAGAGUGAACAAGAGGCAGCGCAAUAUAUGAGAGAGCUCAUCAGGAAGAGUUACGCCAGCAUGUCGACCAAGGGCUAUGAUCAGUUCCAACUCAUGACGAACAACAUCCCCUAUUGA